Molecule: messenger RNA, 5813 nt
Organism: Sebastes umbrosus (honeycomb rockfish)
Lineage: Eukaryota; Metazoa; Chordata; Actinopteri; Perciformes; Sebastidae
Gene: lats1
Product: large tumor suppressor kinase 1
Exons: 8
Coding region: 314-3619 (1101 amino acids)
Biological process (GO): peptidyl-serine phosphorylation; G1/S transition of mitotic cell cycle; positive regulation of apoptotic process
Molecular function (GO): protein serine/threonine kinase activity; ATP binding
Source: RefSeq, a predicted model, not a curated record
CGUGGACUUGUCGCUGUUGGACUUGUCAUUCAGACAUCCCAGGAAUUCAACUCGACACUCGGAUCAGAGGAUCAGAGGAUCACAGGAUCAGCCAGCGAGGCUCAACAACGACAUAUUAACUUAAACUCACGUCCUUACCGCCGUGAAAAGGUCUCGGAAAUAUCGUUUGUUGUCAAAAUAAGGAAGAGAGUCGAGGAAAGCGGCUACAGACACUGCAGCAUGCAGAUGUGAAGUCAGACAUCAGAGACCUCUGCUACCCUGGACUGAGUAACAUCCUCUUCAUCCCCUUCAUUGUCAUCAUACAUGCUCUUACAUGAAGAGAGGGGAGAAACCCGAAGGAUACAGACAGAUGAGACCCAAAACGUUCCCCACCAGCAACUACAGCGGCAACAGCCAACAAAUGCUGCAGGAAAUAAGGAACAGCCUGCGCAACUUGUCCAAACCCUCGGACCCACCUAAAUGGGACACUGGAGGAGCUGGAAAAAUGCUUCCUGAGGAUUUAAGGCAACAGGGGCGCUGCAGCAACCCCAAAAACCACCACCACAAGGCCUUACAGGAGAUCCGCAAAUCCCUGAUGCCUUUUGCAAAUGAGCCCAGUACUUCAGGCCCAGAGGUGAACAGACACAAUUCACUGGAAGUCCCCUUUCCUGGGUUUGAGGAGAGUAACAGUCGCAGUAUGGGGGCAGUUAUAGACUACACGGGUAAGGUGAGCUACCAGGACUCAAUGAGGGAACAGAUGGUUGUUGCCAACCCCAACACGACAGGUCUGAAAGCCCCAGGAUCCUCUCAUAUGCAGCAGGCUGUGCUGAGGAGGCCGAGCUGGAAAGGCUCUAAGGAGUCUUUGGCGCCUCGACAUGGUCCUCUCAUGGUGGAUGGCAUGAUAUACCGGUCAGACAGCCCCGGACCACCUCCUGCCUUCCCACAGGGUCACCCUGCUAACAACCAGAGAGUCAAUCCUCCACUGCCGCCCCAGGUGCGCAGUGUCACACCUCCUCCAAACCGCGGUGCCAUGCCUCCUACAUCAUCCUGGGACAACAACCCCUCAACCAAGCGCUACUCUGGCAACAUGGAUUACCUUGUGCCACGCAUCUCUCCGGUACCCCAGGGGGCCUGGCCUGAUGGGUACCAAUCGUCAGCACCUCAAAAUCAGCGUGGGAUCAGCCCGGUCCCCAUGGGCCACCAGCCCAUCAUAAUGCAGAGCUCUGGGGGGAAUAAGUUCACCUUCCCCUCCAGCUGGAAUCAAAAUGGCUCCCCUCAGCAAGACUACAUGCAAGGGGGCAGCAGACAGCCUCCUCCUCCUCCGUACCCGGUUAACCAGAGCAGUCGACACAGUCCCACUGACCAGCAGAUGCAGUCAGGAGGACCUGCAUCCUCUCCCUCUUACGUCAACGGUGGAAACAUCCCUCAGUCCAUGAUGGUUCCCAACCGGAACAGUCACAACCUCGACAUGUAUAACCUAGGUCCUCCUCAGUCCUGGUCCCAGGCUCCUCUGAACCCCAACCAGCCCCAGUCUUCCUCUGGAAACAGCAGCAACCAGGAUCUGUCCCCCUCUUGGCAGCACAACAUGCCGGUCCGCUCUAAUUCCUUCAACAACCACCAGCUGAACAGCAGACCGGCCCACCCAUCCAGCUCCCAGCCCUCUGCCACCACGGUGACUGCCAUCACCCAGGCUCCGGUCCUGCAGCCAGUCAAAAGCAUGCGUGUCCAGAAACCCGAGUUACACACUGCUGUCGCUCCCACACACCCUCCAUGGAUGCAGCAGCCUCCACCGCCUCCAGCUGCACCUGCUUACCCAGAACCCCCAGCCCCUGUACCUCAGAUCCCUGUUGUAGCAGAAGUCCCCAGCUACCAGGGCCCCCCUCCACCCUAUCCUAAGCAUCUCCUCCAACAACAAGCUGCACCCUGCCCCCCAGCCUACGAUCCAGGGGCCAAUAAGCUCAACACGGGCAGAGAGGAGCUCCCUGAAGAGGAGAGCAGCGGCGGCGACGGCUCCCGAGAGAAGACGGCGGAGAACACCGCAGCAACAGAGAAGGAGAAGAAGCAAAUCACGACAUCGCCUGUUCCUGUCCGCCGCAACAAGAGAGACGAAGAGCCGAGAGGGGAGUCCGGACGAGUCGCACUGUACUCCCCCCAGGCCUUCAAGUUCUUCAUGGAGCAACAUGUGGAGAAUAUCCUGAAGAACCAUCAGCAGAGGAUCCGGAGGAGGAAGCAGCUGGAAAGUGAGAUGCAAAGGGUGGGUUUGUCCUCAGAAGCUCAGGAGCAGAUGCGUAUGAUGCUCAACCAGAAGGAGUCUAACUACAUCCGGCUAAAGCGAGCCAAGAUGGAUAAAUCCAUGUUCAAACGAAUCAAGACCCUCGGCAUUGGAGCCUUCGGCGAGGUGUGCUUGGCCAGAAAAGAGGACACGUGCGCGCUGUACGCCAUGAAAACGCUCCGCAAGAAGGACGUGCUGCUGAGAAACCAGGUGGCCCACGUCAAGGCAGAGAGGGACAUCCUGGCUGAGGCAGACAACGAGUGGGUGGUGCGUCUUUACUACUCUUUCCAAGACAAGGACAACCUGUACUUUGUCAUGGAGUACAUUCCUGGAGGGGACAUGAUGAGCCUUCUCAUCCGGCUCGGCAUCUUCAAAGAAGAGCUGGCCCAGUUCUACAUCGCGGAGCUCACCUGUGCUGUGGAGAGCGUCCACAAGAUGGGCUUCAUCCACCGAGACAUCAAGCCUGACAACAUCCUCAUAGACCGAGACGGACACAUAAAACUGACUGACUUCGGCCUUUGCACCGGCUUCCGCUGGACGCAUGACUCGAAGUAUUACCAGAGUGGUGACCAUGUGAGGCAGGACAGCAUGGACUUCAGUAAGGAAUGGGAAGACCCGACCAACUGCCGCUGUACAGACCGUCUGAAGCCUCUGGAGAGGAGAAAGGCCCGGCAGCACCAGCGCUGUUUGGCACACUCACUGGUGGGGACGCCAAACUACAUAGCACCGGAAGUGCUGCUCCGAACAGGAUACACCCAGCUCUGUGAUUGGUGGAGCGUCGGUGUCAUCUUGUAUGAAAUGGUUGUCGGACAGCCUCCCUUCUUAGCGACCACACCCCUGGAGACACAGAUGAAGGUGAUAAACUGGAAGAGCAUGCUGCACAUUCCCCCGCCAGCCAAGCUCAGCGCCGAGGCAUCAGAUCUCAUCGUUAAAUUGUGCCGCAGCCCCGAGGACCGCCUCGGCAAGAACGGCACGGACGAAAUCAAAGCUCACCCUUUCUUCAGGACCAUCGACUUCUCCAGCGACCUGCGGCAGCAGGUGGCGCCGUACGUCCCCACGAUCGCUCACUCCACAGACACCUCCAACUUCGACCCCGUGGACCCGGAUAAAAUGUGGAGCAGUGACAGCGACGGCGAGGACAACCUGAACGACACCCUCAACGGCUGGUUCCGCAAUGGCAAACACCCCGAGCACGCCUUCUACGAGUUCACUUUCCGCCGCUUCUUCGACGACAACGGCCACCCGUACAGCUGCCCCAAACCCAUCGAGUACGAGGGUUAUAACGGGGACGAGGCGGACUCCGAGGCCCCGGUGCAGGACGCAGCUGGUAGCUCAGCGACUCCGGGCCGAGACCUGGUCUACGUGUAGCAUCUGAGCCCAGCUGAGCUGCGUGUACAUAACGAGUUUGUGUGUGAGAGACGGGGAAUGCAACGGUACUGCGUUUAAAUCCUUGAACAUAGGAAAGUAUGUUUCUAGGAGCAUCCAGAACACUCUGCAGCACAUUAACAGACUUUUAUCAAAACUAAAGUUCACACUACAAAUUAAAGGAAUAGUUAGGCACUUCGGGUAAACAUGCUUGUUUACUUUCUUGCUGAGUGAGAUCGAUAGCACUAAUGUAUUAAGCUGCAGCAAGCUUUUGAGCACUUCCACAAGCCAACAUGUGGUUCGUUUGGGCGGUUGUGAACGCAGUAAUUAAAACAAUCUCUCGCAAGCGGUCUAGGACCGUUUCCAAGCGAACCAAAAUGUCGGCUGCCAGCGCGGGCAUUUGUUGAGAUGGACACAGGUAAAUGACAAGUUAAUUUGAGUGGGAGAGAACAGAACCGAGGCUUGUAACUACGAAGCAGGAUUUGGGGUUAGCUCGGCAACUUCAGGGUUUUCAGUCCUAUGACGGUGGUUCACUUCUUACCGGGGUAGACCGCCAUGGUAACUUAUGCUGAAAAAUAUGACAAAAAAAAAACAGGUACUGACAGUAGACUUAUCCAUGUUUGUGAUUGGCCAUAUGCUGCAAACACCACCUCUUUCAUGUGAAAGCACUUAUAACCAGAUUGAGAAACCUGGGUUGACUUACCAAGUUGAUAACCAUCAUCGAAGGACUGUUCUGUUGGUGGGGUUAGUUGAGCCAGAAAUUCGAUGUUUGCUCGACAUCUGAGACAAAGAGAACAUACAGAAUACGCUAAAUUAAGUCCACAAAAAUAGUGACGUUUAUAAAUUCAUUCAAGAUAAACUGGAGGACAGAAGUGAUUCUUAAACACAGUUGUUUGCUUCUAGUCUUUAUGCUAAACUAACUUCAUAUUCACCAUACAGACGUGAGAGCGGUAUCAAUCUGCUCCUCCAACUCUCGGCAAAAAAACAAAUAAGUGAUGUUGCUUUUAAUGUGUGAAAAGUAAACCGUACGACGUUUGCUGCCUGAGGAACAGAACAAAAUCAGGGUGCUCUCUUUGACGACUUAUCGCAAACUCCCCUUAAAGCCUUAAUUUAUUUAAGAAAAUUGUAACUGGUGAUGCUAGUGUAGAUGCUGUUUGAGUGUGGGAUUCUUUUUUGUUGAAAUUACAUUUAUUGGUAAGAAAAAAAUCGUCUUAAUUUAUAUUUUAAUGUCUGUUGCAAUGGGGAUUUAGUGUUGUGACUCAUAGAAAUUUGCAGGGAUAAAUUGCUCUAAUUAUUCAUUGCUGUGCCUUUUUGAUUUUUAUUUUUGUUAUCUUUCACCAAAUAUAAAGAGGGUUAAUAAUCAGACUGGCAUUUUUUAAAAUGAGAGUAGUAGUAGCAGAUUGAACUACAGUAGGUUUUUGUUGUUUUAUUUUUCUAAUUUAUACUUAAAAUGUAUUUAUAAAUUAAGUUGUAUACAGUUGAUGUAAAUAUUUUCUCUUCCCUGUCAGCUGAUUUUAUUUUUUUUUGGGCAGGCCCUUGUCAGUGUCCUCUGUUGAUGCCCUCUGUUAAUAUGUUGUAUGCGCUUCUGUUACCCAAAAUACCUACAAACACUAAUUCACGGGACUGAAUAGAAACUUCUUUCAUCACCAUUCAUGCUCGUCUCUCAACCAAAGCACUAAAUAGGUGGGUUUUGACUUUUUAUUUACAAUAACCCACGUUUAGAAAAUAACGAUCACAAGACGGUGAAAUUAGUUUUUGUGACGUUACUACACUAUCAGCCUUGCUUUUAGGCGCCUAACCACUUAAGAGGAUCUGGGAGAGGCUUGAAACCCAGUUCCUUCAAAGUAAUGCUCUUAUUUUCUGUCUUUGAGAAGCACUACAGCCGACGGUCAUGUGUUACGUUUUUUGUGCCUAUGUACUGAUUUAAAAAAAAAAAAAAAGAAAAGCUGGACUGACGGUGGAGAGAACUGCUCUCCAUCAGAGAUCAUGAUGAUUUUGUAACCCGCUGUACUUUUUCUUUGUGUUUAGGAAAGGAUCUCUGAAUGUAGUUAUGGACUUCAUGGUGACCACUGGCAUUCUGCACUGGUUUUGUGUUUUCGUCGUGAGAGAAUUUUAUUUUUGUGUACACAAGGGAGGUUGGUACAGGGAAGAGGGUGAUAAAUAAAGAAUGUAAAGAACAAAAUAUGUUUUACAUGCA